Molecule: messenger RNA, 4137 nt
Organism: Manis javanica (Malayan pangolin)
Lineage: Eukaryota; Metazoa; Chordata; Mammalia; Pholidota; Manidae
Gene: HS3ST3B1
Product: heparan sulfate-glucosamine 3-sulfotransferase 3B1
Molecular function (GO): [heparan sulfate]-glucosamine 3-sulfotransferase activity
Source: RefSeq, a predicted model, not a curated record
CGCCCGCCCGCGAAACAUCUGGAUGGGGACUCGUGUCCUAACGUAUGGGCAGCCACAGUCUCGGCUGGCUCCUGGGGCGCGAGCGCCGAAGCGCACCGCUCGGCGGGGUGGGACACUCCCCGUGCUGGGUCACUCCAGCAUCCUUCCGACCUGUCACCAGCUUCUGUCACCAGCUCCUGGCUCCGCCCCUCUGAGACCGCCCCUUGCCCCACAGCCAAUAGCAACCCUCGACCGCUCUCCACCGCUCCAAAUCUUUUCCACACCCCCACGUUCCGGGAGCCGGUUGGCUGCCGAACCCUUUGCGGAGCGCCUGUAUUUGCAUGGAGCUCGGGGAGUCUGGUAGGUGGAGCGACCCGUCGCUCCGGAAGGCAGGGCCCGCCCACUCCACUUCGGUCAGGGGCUCUCUUCCUGCGCAGUUCUUCGCAGCCUCCGCGGGGAAGUGCCGGCGCAGCUCUCAGGCUCAGGUCGCAGGUCCGCGAGGAGGCAGCCCAGACGAGCCACCGUGCGCUCCGUCUGAAGUGGCCAGGGCACAGAAGGGCAGCGUUCCGGCCCCGAGCUGGGCAUCGCGCAGCAGGAACAGCCCCUCGGCUAGCAGUUGCCGCCACCCGGACUUUCUCUCCAGUUGCGUCUCCGCCCGGGCAACAUGUCAGAAGCCGCCGCAGCUACAGCUGCCGCCGCCACCUGGGGAAGAGCAGUUGCAGCCGCUGCGCCGGCCACGGGCGUACGGAGUCAAUAAGCCGAACUCCCCGGGUGUCCUCUCCGCGCUCACUGCUGCGGCGGGACCCGCGCCAUGUGCUGAGCCAUGUACCUCGCCGCGCCCGCGGGCAGCGCAUGGGGCAGCGCCUGAGCGGCGGCCGAUCCUGCCUCGAUGUCCCCGGCGGGCUCCUACCGCAGCCGCCGCCGCCCCCGCCAGCGGUGAGGAGGAAGCUAGCGCUGCUCUUCGCCAUGCUCUGCAUCUGGCUGUACAUGUUCCUGUACUCGUGCGCCGGCUCGUGCGCCGCCGCGCGGGGGCUGCUGUUGCUGGGCUCGGGGUCCCACGCCGCCCGCGCUCCGCCAGCCCAGGCCACGGGUGCCGACGGGACUCCCCCCAGGCUGCCGUUCCAGGCGGCGCCAGUCACCUCGUUGAGUGCAGGCAGGGACAUUGCCGAGGGCGCCGCGAGUCAGGAGGAGCAAAGUCCCGAGGCGCCGGACUCCCCAAGCCCCAUCUCCAGCUUCUUUAGUGGGUCCGGGAGCAAGCAGCUGCCUCAGGCUAUCAUCAUCGGCGUGAAGAAGGGCGGCACGCGGGCGCUGCUGGAGUUCCUGCGGGUGCACCCAGACGUGCGCGCCGUGGGCGCCGAACCCCACUUCUUCGACCGCAGCUACGACAAGGGCCUCGCCUGGUACCGGGAGCUGAUGCCCAGAACCCUGGACGGGCAGAUCACCAUGGAGAAGACGCCCAGCUACUUCGUCACCCGGGAGGCACCGGCGCGCAUCUCGGCCAUGUCCAAGGACACCAAGCUCAUCGUGGUGGUGCGCGACCCGGUGACAAGGGCCAUCUCGGACUACACGCAGACGCUGUCCAAGCGGCCCGACAUCCCCACCUUCGAGAGCCUGACGUUCCGCAACCGCAGCGCGGGCCUCAUCGACACGUCCUGGAGCGCCAUCCAGAUCGGCAUCUACGCCAAGCACCUGGAGCACUGGCUGCGCCACUUCCCGCUCGGCCAGAUGCUCUUCGUGAGCGGCGAGCGGCUCAUCCGCGACCCGGCCGGCGAGCUGGGCCGCGUGCAGGACUUCCUGGGCCUCAAGAGGAUCAUCACGGACAAGCACUUCUACUUCAACAAGACCAAGGGCUUCCCCUGCCUGAAGAAGGCCGAGGGGAGCAGCAAGCCCCACUGCCUGGGCAAGACCAAGGGCAGGACGCACCCCGACAUUGACGGCGAGGUGGUGCGCAGGCUGCGCGACUUCUACCGGCCCUUCAACCUCAAGUUCUACCAGAUGACCGGGCAGGACUUCGGCUGGGACGGAUAAUGAUAUAAUUUAAAAAGAAAAAAGAAAAUAUCAAGAUAUAAUAUAUUUUUUUACCAAUCGGUAGAGAAAAAGGCCAUUUAAUAUUUGUGCUGAAAAUAUUGGUUUCAGUAUUUUUUUCAAUGAAUGUUAAGGGAUUUUCUCGCCUCUGCCCCAUCUUCCUGUUUCACUCACGCCAAACAUUUGGAUAAGCAAGGAAAACUUCACUCACUUUCACACUUUAAGUUUUCAAUGUGUAUUUUAUGUUUUAUGUACACAAUUAUAAAGCAUGAGCAUCAGUUGCCGUUAAAACUUUGCAGAAAAUCUGGAGAACAAACCUUUCUCCUUCUCUAUUGAAAGGCCCCUAGAACAUUGGUAUCUUUCUAACCUUACGCUUUUCUCCCUCUAUUUUUUUUUCUGUGCCAUUUUUAAAAAAACAUUUCCCAAUUAAUGAUACUGCAUGUUUGUUUGCACAGCACUUCCCAGUUGUCUCAGUGCUUUCAAAUAAAACACCUUUUCCCAUCCUUACUCUGCUACAUGCUCUAACAAUGGUACAAAAAGAUUAUUGUCCCCAUUUUACAGAUAAGGAAGCUGAGUCUCAAGAAGGUUACAAGACUUAAAGCCAGAUGGUGGCCCCUGGACAAAAUCCCAUCUUCCACUUGUUCCUAGUUGAUGCCACAUUUCUCCGGGGGGAUGGGAAAUAGCCUCUGUACCUUUAGAAAUGGUUAGCUAGCUGGGGACAGGGAAGGUUUCCUACUGCUUUCUCAGUGCCAGGCUUACCUCAUGGCAUUCAGUCACAAGGAGUCACAAAUGUUCAAGGAAACCACUCAGACUUGGACACGACACCAUUCAAGAGCAGAUGUUGGCUUGGUAAAGUAUCCUGAGAUGUGGAAAUCUCAGCUUGAUUGAGGGUGAGGGAAAUUAUGGGAUUCUUGUACAGAGAUAGAAGUGGCAAUCACAAUAGGAACAGGACAAUAUAUGGUAGGAGCAUAAUUCACAUACUGGUUGUUUGAUUUUUUUCUUUUUAAGUAAAACCUUGACUUCAGUAAGAGCUUAUAGGUAUGAAUCUCAUUUUCCUUGACCUCCUUUUUAACGAAGAAAAUCUGCUUCUCUUUGAACUGUUUCAUUUCUACCCUUGGAGCUAGAAAAAAUAUAAUAAAUGUUUUAUUUACAGCACCAUUAUUUUUCAUGGGUGAUGGAAUGUCACUUUGUCACUUUAAUUUUUCCCCAUUUCCUACUCACACCACAUAUAACCUAGUAUUCAUUAAUAUUUGGAAAUUAUUCUAAGAAAUAUAAAUGUGGGUAAAAUGGUGGAUUUUCUUCUAUCUGUUUUUGCCCAUCCCCCAUUUAAAUAGCUCAAAUAAAUCAAUAGUUUAUAAAGAGUAUUCCUUUUCUCUCUGAGUGGGCAUUAACAAGAUUAGCAUUAAUGGGAAUUAAAUUGGUUUAGAGAGGAGCACAUAUGUGCAAAAUAUAUAAAACAUUUAUAAUUAGUCUGUCAGCCACAUUUUAUUACAGGUUUAAACACAAGAGGAAAAUGUCUCCUGUCUCAUGGAUGUUUUCCAUAUCUGCCAAAAUUUAAAGGACCAGACACUCUAGUAUUCUAAAAUAAUAUUCUUUUUCUCCUCCAAUGCUCCAAUGUUGUCAAUUAAAAGAAAACUGAAGUUGUUUAAAUAUAUGUGGUACAAGUGUGCAUUUACUAUAGAUACUACAUUCAGCUGAAGUAAAUAUCACUUGAGAAGAUGGAUAAAGGAUUAAAAUGAGGGGGAAAAUAAUAAUUUGAGUUUCUAGUCUUUGCAUCAUUGCCCCACCUCUCUGGAUUUAUGUGCUAAUAUCCCAUUUAGAGGAGUUAAGAAAACUCAAAUCCAGGCCCCCUUUUCCAGCUGAUUUCCUUCCCUUCCAUGACCUCAGCUUUCCAAUGCAACAACUUGUUUUGUUCUACUUCAAUCAUCACUACCAGCAAUAAGAUACUCAUUUUUAAACCUUUCUCAUCUUUUCUCUUAACUUGUUUUGUUGAUUGAUGCUGAUUCUUUUAUAACCUUGACAUAAUGCAAACAUGACUUGCAACAAAGAAACAAAGACAUCUAACAACUGUAUUAGCAGUCUUUCUCUCUGUAUGUGAAGAAUUAAUAAAAGAACAGAAUUGAGUGCAAAGCA